CACCCAUGCAGUUGACUCUUUGGUUACCCCUCAACACCACCACCACCACUUCGAGUGCUCCCCGCGCCGGUAGCCGGUUCUUGGACCCUGCAUAUUGCAGACUGGUCUUUUUUUCUUCUUUUCUGUUCUUCUUUCUUUUCGCUUUGUUAAUCUAGACUUUACCCUCUCCAAGAGAAGCACUUGAGAGUAUUUUUUUCGUGAUUAUUUUGAUUUUCGAGUCACGCGGGGCUACCUAUUUGCACGACGAGAGAAGAUUGGCCUACUAAGAAACCCGCGUUGGCAUCUGCUCUGGAGGCUUCACUGCGCUACCACCUUCCCGUAAUCGCUUGCCUUCUCAUCACCAAUCAAUACAACGCAUCCCCAACAGCAUGUCUCUGACCAAUGCGACGCCCUUGGAGGUGGCCAAAGCCGCUCGAGUCGGGGCGCGGAGGCUGGCUGUGCUGUCGACCGACGAGCGCAACGCUGCGCUGACGGCCAUCCACCAGGCCUUGGCCCAAGGGAAGGAUGCCGUCCUAGCGGCCAACAGGCGGGACCUCGACGACGCCAAUAAGGCUGCAGCUGGCGGCACCCUCAGCCAGAGCCUGGUCAAGAGACUGGAUCUGGGCAAGCCGGGCAAGUAUGAGGACAUGCUGCAAGGCAUCCUGGACGUGAGGCAUCUUGAGGAUCCAAUCAGCAAAAUCACCGCCCGUACCUUGCUCGACGACAACCUCACCCUCUCUCGCAUAACUUGUCCCAUCGGUGUGCUCCUCAUCAUCUUCGAGGCUCGCCCGGAAGUCAUCGCCAACAUCUCCGCACUGGCCAUCAAAUCCGGCAACGCUGCCAUCCUCAAAGGCGGCCGCGAGUCUUCUCACAGCUUUGCUGCCAUAGCAUCUCUCAUCUCCAAAGCCCUCGCAUCUACCGCUGUUCCCCCAGACUGCCUCCAACUCGUCCAGACCCACGAUGUCAUCGCCGACCUGCUCAAACAGGACUCGUACAUCGACCUCUGCAUCCCCCGCGGCGGCAACAAGCUCGUCCGCUACGUGAAGGACUCGACCUCCAUCCCCGUCUUGGGCCAUGCCGACGGCAUCUGCACCACCUACCUCCGCCCCGACUACCCCGCUGAAAAAGCCAUCAAGAUCAUUGUCGACGCAAAAGUCUCGUACCCAGCAGGCUGCAACGCCUUGGAACAGCUCCUCGUCGAUGAAGCUGCUCUGACCACCACUCUCCCUCCUAUUGCCGAAGCCCUGUUGGCCAAAGGAGUCUCGCUCCGCUGCGACGCAACAUCCCUCGCCGCGCUGCAAUCUAGCAAGGCGCUCGACGCGCACUCAGCAGCGCUUCUCCAACCAGCAUCCGCCACCGAUUUCGAUACCGAGUUCCUGGACCUCGUGCUGGCCAUCAAAACCGUCUCCUCGCUUGAUGCUGCCGUCGAGCACAUCAACGCACAUUCGAGCCAUCACACCGACGCCAUCCUCACGCUUGAUGGCACCGCUGCCCGCGCCUUCCUCGCUGCUGUUGACUCGUCAUCCGUCUACUGGAACACGUCGACGCGCAUGGCUGAUGGCCAGCGCUACGGAUUCGGCACCGAGGUUGGCAUCUCGACCAACAAGAUCCACAGUAGAGGUCCCGUGGGCUUGGAAGGCCUGACCAUCUACAAGUGGUCCAUUGUGGGCGAUGCGCAGGUGAGUGGCGAUUACGGCGCUGGCGGGCGGGCGUGGAAACACCAGAAGCUGCCGCUCGAGCGGGGUGACGACGAGUUUGUUGCACGGAGCGAAGAAGAGAGGGAGCUGCUGAGGAAAUUCAGGGCGGGCCGUGUCUAG
This is a messenger RNA of Periconia digitata, 1796 nucleotides long. The record is from the annotation of a GenBank genome assembly. NCBI's taxonomy places the organism in Eukaryota, Fungi, Ascomycota, Dothideomycetes, Pleosporales, Periconiaceae.